AUGACACAAAAACCCACAAGUCUGCACAAGUUUGUAGGAAAGGCCCCCUUGGCUGAUCUGGGUGUGGGCAUGCUGUUUUAUCCCCCAGUUUCAGGGUCUUCCAACUUCAAGCACAGAGGCGCCCUGGAGAUAACACAGGUGCCCGCGUUCUCUGAUUUAGAGUCCCCUGGAGGAAGAGGGCGCCUGGGUUUGGUGUCGCUCUGCUGCAGCUGUGCUGAGACCACGUGCCCGAGUAAAUGUCUGGUCAGUCAGCAUGAUGCCUGCGGCUGUGUGACAGAUCCCCGAGCCUUGUUUCUCCAGUUCUGA
Molecule: messenger RNA, 306 nt
Organism: Rangifer tarandus platyrhynchus (Svalbard reindeer)
Lineage: Eukaryota; Metazoa; Chordata; Mammalia; Artiodactyla; Cervidae
Source: the annotation of a GenBank genome assembly